Molecule: messenger RNA, 5402 nt
Organism: Doryrhamphus excisus (bluestripe pipefish)
Lineage: Eukaryota; Metazoa; Chordata; Actinopteri; Syngnathiformes; Syngnathidae
Source: RefSeq, a predicted model, not a curated record
UAAAUACGUUGUAGGCACCCACUGCCACUACCUCGGAGCAUUUCAUGUACUAUGUAUUGAACGGAAGUGGUAAGUGUUUGUAACAUUGGCCUCACUUAGCUUAGCCACCCAGCCUCAUUGUGUGGGCUGGUUAGCAUGAACAGCAAAUGUCAUAUUGUCAAAGGGUAAGUGGAAUAAACAUCCACUUUCAUGUUGAUGGUAGAAUUGUUGCGUUUCUGUGAAAGGUUUUAUUGAACCAAUUGUACAUAAGCACUAUUUGUGAAUGAGUUAUGGAUGAAUGCACUUCACUAUUGUAUAGAAUUAUGGAAUGAAUAAUGUAGUGCUAUAUUAUGUCAGAUUUAAAUAUAUUGUUAUAUUAUAGAUACCUUAUGCAAUUAGUAUGAGUAUUGUGUGCACACUGACCCUUGACAAUAACACGUCUACUGCCUGUAGUCUGUGUUGAUUGAUUUCAUUGAUUGUGGCCCUGAACAGAAAAAUGAUGGCGAGCUAAGUGAAGGAGCCCUAGAGCCAGGAGCGCCUUGGACUCCACGGGGAUGGACUGACUACCCACCUGCUCCUUAAGGGCUGGUAGGAGGUUGGCUGCACAGCAGAUCAGCCCAACUGUUUCCCCAACUUUUCCCCCUUUGGUCACUGCCUCUCACACAAGAGGUUUUUACUAUGGUGUCACCAAGCCUUGAUGGACUAGUUGGUAUCAGCUGAAAGAAAACAUUGCAUACCUUGUAUAUUCUUGUAAAUAGCACCCACUGAAUGGCCGUUCAAUCACGUACAACCUUAAACUUUGAACCUUAACUGUCAACUAUAUAUCUUGUAUUUUCUUUUUUGGUUGUAUUGGGGUUUAUGCCCAUGCAUGUAAAUAUUGAAUACACUGCAUAAGCAAACUCAGAUUGUGUAUCGGGUCAUUUCUCCUGAGUCUUGCCUAAACUCUUCUGAUAGUCUAUUUAAAAUAAUUAAAUAACUGGUUACAGAAUGAUCCCAUCUCGCAGCAUUUUAUUUGAAACUUUUAAAAAGGCAGACUUUCUAAGCUUUUAAUGCAACUGAAAUAACAGCGGGGCAGUGAAACGGGUGACCCCGUGUAUCAAAACGAGCGCACAUAGCCACACCCACCCCUGUAAACGACCAGCCUGGCUUUGGGUGGGAUCUGCACUGCGACGCCAGUUUUCUUUACAACACAACAUUCACGUCAAAUUCAAGUACUAUGUACUGUACGGCAUUUUGAGUACCUAUCAGUAAGUACGUAUUGAAUACGGGUACUGCAUUAGUAACAUAACGGUGUCAGUGGUGGUUGAAUGUGGUGUUAAAUUAGCGGAACGGAAUUUGGUUUCAUUUGGCCGAUACAUAGUUUGUCUUGUCACGUGACUGCUGUUUGUGGAGCCAGCGUUAGCUAACGUUCAAACUUCAUCAGAAGUACUAACGUUCUCUAGAUGGCAACUUAAGGCAGCUGGCUUAUUUCAGCAAUGCUGAUUGACUUUUAAACAAAACUGUAAAACAUGAAGUGAAAGCUUGUUUUACUUUUAGUUUGAAUAUUGUUAUGAACCGAAAGAUCGUCGACUUGCUCUCCGCUUUAGAUAUCAAUGGCAAGGUUCAAAAUCCUCCCAGAUCGGUGCACUUUGUCGGUAUCGGCCGGGCUUUACUUCGUCAUGAAAUACAAUGUCGGACAAAUAAGCAGCCCAGUUGGACGUCUUGGCUCGUUUAAGAGAGGUUCAACUGGGGGAAGUGCUGUCAAGUAGGAGUAGAACCAAUCUUCUAUCGACGGUGCCGAUACCAUCGGCUGCAGCAACCGUCGGUUCGACACUCGCGUGAUGAGAUCGAUUUUUUUUCGGUGCCACAAGCAUAGCUGUAGGUUUUUGUUACUUUUUUCAUGUUUAUGGUUUAUAAAAAUGGCCACAUGAUUCCAAACGGAUGGUUUUCUUGAGCCUUAUGUUGAAUUGUUGACAAAUGUUUCCCUAAAAUAUAGUCCUGUGUAAUUUUAAUUGAUCAUAAUCAGGAUUAAAUACAAAAUCAUUGAAGGAUCUUGAAAAAGUACAUGUAAAAACUCAGUAUUAGCAAUAUUGAAUUUACUAUGACUCCUAUAUAAAUGGAUUAUUUAGGAAGUAAGAGCAUAGAAAACCUUUUUACGGCUUUCUAACGGCAUUGUUUAACGUUAUUAGAGCCCCAUAGACCUGGAAUCACACCCAGACCUCACCUUUAGGCUCCUAUUGCUCAAUGACCACACAUCAGUUCCUGGUUCUGGUUUCUGGCUGGCUGUCAAUGUAACCUAAUGCUACAUCACUGACACCUAGUGGCCACUGUGGAACACAACAGCAUUUAUGAACGUGAGUCCUUCUGCCCCGAUGGUGGGGUCUGCUGUCCCAGGGUCUGGGACCUGCGUCACCAGCGUGGCUCUGAGUGUCUCCUGUGAGAAUCUGAUGGACAUGGACGUCUUCUCCAAGUCGGACCCACAGUGUGUGCUUUACAUGAGCACCGCCGGAAGCGGCUGGACGGAGGUUGGCCGCACAGAGAGGAUCAUGAACUGCCUCAAUCCCAAGUUUUCCAAGACAUUUUGCAUCGACUACUACUUUGAGAUGGUGCAGAAGUUGAGAUUUGAAGUGUACGACAUUGACGAGAAUGUCACCUGCAGUCUGCAAGACGCCGACUUCCUGGGAGAAUUGGAGUGUACUUUGGGACAGAUUGUGUCCUCCAGGAAUCUUAAAAAAACACUCGUCAUGAAGGACAAGAGGCCCGCAGGAGGCGGAACCAUCACCAUACACGGCGAGGAAAGAACAGACAGCAGGGUGGUGCAGUUUGAAGUUGCAGGUCGACAGCUGGACAAGAAGAGUUUCUUUGGAAAGUCCGACCCUUUCUUGGAAUUCUACAGGGAGACUGACACGGGAUGGCAGCUGGCUCAUCGGACAGAGGUGGUGAAAUACAGCCUCAACCCAGCAUGGAAGCCUUUCCAAAUCCCAAUGCAGGCACUCUGUGGAGGUGAUGUGGAGAAGUCCAUCAAGGUUGAUUGCUACGACUUCAGCAGCAGUGGCUCUCAUAACCUCAUAGGAUCCUUCCACACCACACUCAGCCAAACGCAGCAGGCGACGCAGACCUACGCGGCUGAGUUUGAAUGCAUCAACAGGAAGAAGAAAGAGAGCAAGAGGAGCUACAAAAACUCUGGUAUAAUCAUCAUCAAAAAAUGCAAGGUGGUGAAGCAGUAUACCUUCCUGGAUUACAUCUUUGGCGGCUGUCAGAUCAACGUAACCAUCGCCAUUGACUUCACGGGAUCCAACGGGGAUCCCAGGACUCCGCAGUCGCUGCAUUACAUCCAGCCUGGCGGCUACAAUGAAUACCUGUCGGCUAUCACGGCGGUGGGGAAUGUCAUCCAGGACUAUGACAGUGAUAAGAUGUUCCCUGUGUUUGGCUUUGGAGCUCAGAUCCCUCCGACGUGGCAGGUCAGCCAUGAGUUUCCUGUCAACUUCAACCCCUCAAAUCCUUUUUGUGAAGGUAUAGAAGGUGUCGUCCAAGCCUACCAGCAGUGUUUGCCUCAGGUGAAGCUCUACGGUCCCACAAACUUCUCCCCCAUCAUCAACCAUGUCGCCCGCUUUGGCAGGCAGGCCUUAGAGCAGCGGAGCGCCUCGCAAUACUUCGUGCUGCUCAUCAUCACCGACGGAGUCAUCACCGACAUGGAUCAGACUCGCGACGCCAUCGUCCAGGCCUCGCGUCUUCCCCUGUCCGUCAUCAUCGUAGGAGUGGGCGGGGCUGACUUCAGCGCCAUGGAGUUCCUGGAUGGCGACAAUAACAUCUUACGCUCUGCCGCAGGCGACGCUGCCAUGCGCGAUAUCGUCCAGUUUGUCCCGUUCAGACAGUUCCGAAACGCGGGUGCUGCUGCCCUUGCCCAAAGUGUCCUGGCAGAGUUACCCCACCAAGUCGUCUCCUUCUUCAACUCCUCCGGCCUGAAGCCCCCCAGUGAUGCCAGUCUUACCUAGAAAUGGACACAGCUAGGCUGGAGCCUAUCCCGGGAGGAGGUGGGCUACACCCUGAAGUGCUUGCCAAUCAAUGUAUGUUUUAUCAAACCAAUAACUCUCUGCUUCUCAAGACCAAAAUGAAACUGAUAGCCGAUAACUUUUGUAUUUCGACGUAAGUGUAGUUGGUGCACACCUGGAGGUAAGGACUGGAAGAAAUGAGCGUGUGUUGAGUCCUAGUGAAAUACUAGUCACAUGACAACUAUCAGGAGGGUAUAGAGGGGGAGGAGCCACCUGCUGUGGCCCGGCAAGGUGCACUGUACGCGGGCACACGCUCCAUUUGUUCAUGUUUUAGGAUCUUGGAGUUCCUGCCAACGUGCUGCCCAUUUGGGUACUUUUAUCUCCGUUUGUGCCCCUGGUUUUUCUUUCCUCAUGAAAAAAAGUGAGUAGUCACGGGCCUUUUGGAAAUGUUUACACACCCACUGCACAAUGUAUACCUCUUAGUAUGGAAGUAUGCUGUGAUGGACGGACUCUUCUUUGACUGUGUUGUCCAUCUGGGACAGACACUGGACAGCUAAGUUUGCAUUACCUCCACUUCUAAUGUGGCUGAUAAGAACAGAACCAGAAAGGCAGCACUCAUCAGCGUGAUCCAAUGGCCUCAUUUCACUGGAUGAAUAAGCCAUUAUGUAACGUCGCCACAUUUCACCCCAGGUAAGGCUGAACUGAAAUGCCCAAAUAGCCUCACGUAAAUGUUAUUCCAUGCCUCGAGGGCUCCCAUAAUGUUUAGAACCCCUAAGCAGGUUUUCUACGCAAUAACUAUUCCGUGUAUGAACCAGGAAGGGUAUUUUGUACGUUUUCACAGUCAGGCCUGGAAGCAGUCCAGCAGGAUAAACCAGGGAUUACUCUACUGUUUGCAUUUCAGCCUUGCACUUUGACUCGAUGAGAAAUAUAUACAGUAUGUACACACUAUUAUGCCACAUAUGUACUGUAUAUAUACCAAUAUGAGUGAUUAUUGUUUGGAAGUGUACAUCAUUGUACGUGAAAUGAGAUACUAACGUGACUCUCAUUCAGUACAUGUCUCAAUGUCAGUCAUUUCUCAUGCAUUAGUAUUUUACCUGAUCUUUUUCAGCUUUCAUUUGAAAAGAACACACCAAUGAAAUGAUACUUGUACCUUUAAGCUUUAUUGGUGCGUCACCUCAAAUUAUAUGUAAUAUAAGCAACACUACAUGUAUUUGGAUAUGAUUUAGUGUAUGUUCAACAAUAUAAAAAUAUGCGUUUAGUCAAUUGUACAGGCAGUGUGUCGAUUUUUGGAUCGAUCCGGCCAUCCGAUGCCUUUUACUGACUCGAGUUCUCAUGGGUCAUUCACUGAAGUCAACCGGUCGUCAGUUCACUCGUCACAGAGACGGACAGGCUCCACCCCUCCGCCUGCUUGUCCCGCAUUUGAUCGCGCCUUGACACUGCCUGGCCUGCAGC